This is a messenger RNA of Paramecium sonneborni, 181 nucleotides long. NCBI's taxonomy places the organism in Eukaryota, Ciliophora, Oligohymenophorea, Peniculida, Parameciidae. The record is from the annotation of a GenBank genome assembly.
GUGAUGGAAAAAUUAGAUCAUUUUUACCAUAAUCAGGUAGAUUACUUUAUGUAAUUAAUGAUGCACAUAUACAUGGUUGUACAUCUUUAACUUGUACUUCUGAUUGUUUAAGAAUUAUAUCAGGAGGAUCAGAAGGAGAAGUUAGAGUUUGGGAAAUUGGAAAAUAAACUUAAGUUAUGAA